Nerophis ophidion (straightnose pipefish) is the source of this 837-nucleotide messenger RNA. RefSeq names its product protein boule-like. The coding region runs from base 167 to 766 and encodes 199 amino acids. The record is from RefSeq and is a predicted model, not a curated record. NCBI's taxonomy places the organism in Eukaryota, Metazoa, Chordata, Actinopteri, Syngnathiformes, Syngnathidae. The transcript is spliced from 8 exons. Gene Ontology annotation, molecular function: RNA binding.
GCGGUCGGAAAUAGGACCCGAGAUUCAUGCGCCAACUUCCGUAAUGGGUGCAGCCUAGAAAAAAAACUUUGCACCAAUCGCGAAUUAAUGUACAACAAUUGAUCCAGAUUAUUUUGUCAUAUUCAUAAACCAUACUCCAAAACACCAGCUUUGAGGGAUUGCAGCAAUGGCGGACUACUGCCAAAACUUUUCAGGUGCAGCUCCAGGUAUCAGUGAGAUCCAGGUACCCAGCCAGGACAGCUUCCCGGAGGGUAUUGUCAUCCCAAAUCGGAUUUUUAUCGCUGGAUUUGACAACAAUGUAAGUGCGGAGGACCUCCAACGCGUCUUCUCCCAGCAUGGCACUGUAACGGAGGUGAAAUUCAAAGUAGAUUUUACAGGACUGUCAAGGGGGUAUGGCUUUGUUACAUUUCAGCACAAAGACGAAGCUGUGAAGGCCCUUCAAGAUGAGAACGGAAUCAACGUGAACGACAGAAAGCUCACCAUCGCGCCAGCUGUUCUCAAAUACGCGUGUUCUACUAAACUCAAACGACAAAGCCUGAUCUGCCCAAGAAACCUCCACAAGAACUACAACAAUGUGGCCUACCUCCAACCUCACCCAAAUCAGCCUCCCCCAAUGAUGAUGCCUACGCCGUGUGAUUCCUGUGGUUACUAUCGCCGUUACCCUUACCACUACAUGUUUGCAGACCCUACAGCGCCACACGUUUGUGCUGCAUAUCCUCCAAGUCCUGCAGGAGUGCCACCCUGUUUCCAACAACAUAACCUUUAAGAGGCAGUAGUCACCCAUCAGUCGCAACAGUCGACAAGCAUUGCAAACUAAAUAAACUACGUCCUGCCAGA